AGCUGCGUGUAGACGAGGGAGACGCCGCGGGGCCGUUCAGUUGUCGUCAGGCGGCGGCGGAGGAGAGUCGUAGAGGGACGGGCGCGUCGCUGGGCCGGGCUUGGACGAGUCGUGUGGUGCGACUCGAGUGGAGAAACUUCUUAAUUGUCUUAGCCAAAGCACUCCAAGAUGUUGACUGCUCACCUUGGUCGUUUGGGGAUCAGUGCCUCCCAGCAUGUUGUGUGCACUAAGCGAUCGCUGGCCUGGGCCAUGAGGCACAUGCAGGUCGCCAAUGCAUCCAGCAUAGAAUACAGGCCAAUCAAGUCCAUCUUGGUUGCCAACAGAGGUGAAAUUGCAAUUAGAGUCUUCAGAGCAUGUACAGAAUUAGGCAUUAGAUCAGUAGCAGUAUACAGUGAGCAGGACAAGAUGCACAUGCACCGACAAAAGGCUGACGAAUCAUACCUGAUUGGCAAAGGACUCCCACCUGUUGAGGCUUAUUUAAGCAUCCCAGAGAUUAUACGUGUUGCAAAGGAAAAUAAUGUAGAUGCCAUUCAUCCUGGAUAUGGCUUCCUCUCUGAGCGCUCAGACUUUGCCCAAGCUUGUCUUGAUAACGGUCUCAGCUUCAUUGGACCUUCCCCAGAAGUUGUCAGAAAGAUGGGUGACAAAGUGGCUGCUCGACAGACUGCCAUAAAAGCAGGUGUUCAAGUAGUCCCAGGAACUGACCAUCCAAUUGUGUCUCCUGAAGAAGCACAUGAUUUCUGUGUAAAAUAUGGCUUGCCUGUAAUGCUCAAGGCUGCUUAUGGUGGAGGAGGAAGAGGCAUGAGGGUUGUGAGGGAACUUGGUGAGGUGAAGGAAAGUUUUACACUAGCAUCCAGAGAGGCUGAAGCUGCUUUUGGGAACGGCGCUAUGUUCAUCGAGAAAUUCAUCGAAAACCCACGACAUAUUGAGCUGCAGGUUCUUGGAGACAGAGCUGGGAAUGUUGUGCACUUGUUUGAACGUGAUUGCUCAGUCCAGCGAAGGCACCAGAAGUUGGUUGAAGUGGCUCCUGCACCAAACUUGGACCAGAGAGUUCGUGAGGCUAUGGCAGCUGAUGCAGUUAAGCUGUGUAAAAGUGUUGGUUAUGAAAAUGCUGGAACUGUAGAGUUCUUAUUGGACAAUCAGGGUAAUUACUACUUCAUAGAAGUUAAUGCACGUCUGCAGGUGGAACAUACAGUUACUGAAGAAAUUACUGGGAUUGACUUGGUACAGUCUCAGAUUCGCAUAUCAGAAGGAAUGACACUUCCAGAAUUAGGCAUGAGUCAAGAAAACAUCACUGCUCAAGGUUGUGCUAUUCAGUGCCGUGUCACAACUGAAGAUCCUGCCAAAAGUUUCCGCCCAGAUACAGGCAGAUUAGAGGUCUUCCGCAGUGGUGAGGGCAUGGGAAUCCGUCUUGAUGGUGCCUCAGCUUUUGCUGGUGCCAUCAUUUCCCCCUAUUAUGAUUCGUUACUUGUCAAAGUGAUUUCUAGAGCCUCAGAUCUCCAUGCUUCUGCUGCCAAGAUGAACCGAUCCCUCCGAGAAUUUAGGAUUCGUGGAGUCAAGACAAACAUUCCAUUCCUGCUCAAUGUAUUGGAGAAUCAGAAAUUCCUGAAUGGCACAAUCGACACAACCUUCAUCGACGAGCACCCUCAGCUCUUCCAGUUCGCCCCUUCACAGAACCGAGCCCAGAAGCUCUUGAACUACCUGGGCAAUGUUCUUGUCAAUGGACCUAUGACCCCCCUCGCCACAGGUCUUCAGCCUGCUGAUGUCCAGCCUAUGGUACCUGAAGUCCCAUCUGCGGUCGAACCCCCAAGAGGCUUCCGUGAUAUCCUCCUGGCAGAAGGACCUGAAGGUUUUGCAAAGGCUGUGAGGAACCACAAGGGACUGCUUUUGAUGGACACCACGUUCAGGGAUGCGCAUCAGUCUCUCCUUGCCACCAGAGUCAGAACACAUGACCUACUGAAGAUCUCACCCUUUGUAGCACACAACUUCAACAAUCUCUACUCACUUGAGAACUGGGGUGGUGCCACCUUUGACGUGGCACUCAGGUUCCUCCACGAGUGCCCCUGGGAGCGAUUGGAGAGGAUGAGGGCGCUUAUGCCCAACAUACCCUUCCAGAUGCUCUUGAGAGGAGCCAAUGGUGUGGGCUAUACCAGCUAUCCUGACAAUGCUGUGUACAAAUUCUGUGACUUGUCUGUGAAAGCAGGAAUGGACAUCUUCAGGGUGUUUGACUCACUCAAUUAUCUCCCCAACCUUUUGCUAGGAGUUGAUGCAGUAGGCAAAGCAGGUGGUGUUGUUGAAGCAGCAAUAUCAUAUUCUGGCGAUAUAUCAGAUCCAUCUAAGACAAAGUAUACACUUGACUAUUACCUGAAUCUAGCAGAUGAAUUGGUGAGGGCUGGAACUCAUGUCCUCUGCAUCAAGGAUAUGGCUGGGCUACUGAAACCAAGAGCAGCCAAGAUGCUUAUAUCAGCCCUUCGAGAUCGUCACCCAGAUGUACCUAUUCAUGUGCACACUCAUGACACAUCAGGCAAAGGCGUGGCCUCAAUGCUCCAGUGUGCUUAUGCGGGAGCUGAUGCUGUUGAUGUGGCAGUCGAUUCCAUGUCUGGAAUGACCUCACAGCCUUCCAUGGGUGCAGUGGUUGCCAGUCUGAUGGGAGACGAGUUGGACACAGGCAUGAAUCUCGGAGAUAUCAGCCAGUACUCUGCUUACUGGGAACAAGCAAGGACACUCUAUGCUCCAUUCGAGUGUGCUGUGACCAUGAAGUCCGGCAAUGCUGAUGUGUACUUGAAUGAGAUCCCUGGUGGACAGUACACAAACCUUCAGUUCCAGGCUUACUCACUUGGACUGGGAGACCAGUUUGAGGCUGUGAAGAAGGCUUAUCGCGAGGCAAAUCUUCUCAUGGGAGAUUUGAUUAAGGUGACACCAUCAUCAAAGGUAGUUGGUGAUUUAGCUCAGUUCAUGGUUCAAAACAAGCUGUCUGCUGCUGAUGUGGAGGCAAAUGCUGAGAACCUGAGUUUCCCCAAGUCUGUGAUAGAGUUCUUCCAAGGCUAUUUGGGUGAACCUUAUGGAGGCUUCCCUGAGCCUCUCCGCAGCAAGAUCCUCAAAGGAUUGCCAACAGUGGAUGGAAGACCAGGAGAGUCAAUGGCACCGAUGAAUUUCCAAGACAUGAAAACCAAACUUGUGGAAGAACAUGGUCCUCGCAUCUCAGAUUAUGAUGUCCUCAGCUCUGCCAUGUACCCACAGGUGACAGAUGAAUAUCUUCGGUUCCGUGAAAAGUAUGGCCCAGUGGACAAGUUGGAUACUCGUAUCUUCUUAACAGGCCCUAAGGUUGGAGAGGAGUUUGAAGUGGAAAUUGAAAAGGGUAAGACUUUGCAUAUCAAGACCCUGGCCAUGGCAGAAGACCUUACUCCUAAUGGAGAACGUGAGGUCUUCUUUGAGUUGAAUGGACAGCUGAGAUCUGUCAUGGUCCGUGACCAGACUGCUGUCAAGGAGCUGCACAUUCAUCCCAAAGUAAAUGCAAGCAUAAAGGGCCAAGUGGGAGCUCCGAUGCCUGGUACUGUUAUUGACAUUAAAGUGAAGGAAGGAGAUGAAGUGAAGAAGGGAGCCUCCAUGGUAGUACUAUCUGCGAUGAAGAUGGAGAUGGUCGUCCAGAGUCCAUGUGAUGGUGUCGUUGAGUCAAUAGCUGUCACCAAAGACAUGAAACUGGAGGGCGAUGAUCUAGUGCUGACAGUAACUCCCAAAUGAAGAGCUGUGUAAAAUCAUGAACUCUUUUCACCAAUGUGUCUGGGUCAAUGGUAACUCUGUUCUUGGAUUUGAUUUGAUUUAUUUAUUUUGUUUUUUUCUUUUAUUUAAUUAAAGAUUCUGAAUGUAUAAGUAUCAUAUGGCAAUAGAAUGACUUUUUGUCAUGUUUCCUGCAUUCAUAUGUGGUUCUUUCUGACAAGCAAAGCAGGCCAUGAUCAGGAAAAUUUCCAUAUGGUAGAAGUUGUGCAUGAAACCAACCAUGUAUCCAGUUUUUGAAAGGUUGAAAGGGAAGGCAUGUAGAAAGGUCCAUGGAAAAUUGUCUCUAACUUAAAAUGUAUUUCGUAAGGAAAACAAGGAAGAGGGUUUGAGAUUUCUGUACAAAGUUCAGAUUCAAUAUUUUACAAAAGAGAAGAAAAAAGUUCAGUACAGCUAACUUUUAAAAAUGUAGGGUAAAUAACAUUGGUCACAGCAGACCAUUUGUAGAAUAGAAGAACAGUAUUAUGAAAUGAGUUGUAACGUAUAGUUUCUGUAAAUCAUAUUUUCUUCUUUUUUCUUUCCUCUCUCAGACAUUUUUCCCUCAUUUUUGGUAUUACAAUUGUACAAGGAGGCAUGUUACACUGAUUAUCCCAGGGACCAACCCACAUUCAAACACAAGUAGGAUAGAAAGAUCUUAGAAAGCAGUCUGUUAAGUUGAAUUGGAUUUAUAUUCUUUUUUUAAACACUAAAUGAAGGAAAGGCUGAAUUAAGAAAUAGAUAUAAUGCUUUUUCGAAAAAUAUAUUAGAUUUUCUGAGAAUUCUAUAUAUAAAAAUUUGUAUUUGAAUUUGGGAAACUUUGUAGAGGGAGAAAAAUUUAUUUUGAAGGGAUGUGACAAUCUUUGUUGCAUGUGUAUUUUCACAUGAAAGAUUUAGUGUUAUACGUAUUACCAGUGUGGAGAGAAAGGGAUAUUUUCACACA
Molecule: messenger RNA, 4690 nt
Organism: Penaeus vannamei (Pacific white shrimp)
Lineage: Eukaryota; Metazoa; Arthropoda; Malacostraca; Decapoda; Penaeidae
Source: RefSeq, a predicted model, not a curated record